GGUCGGUUGAAGAUUAUCGUUAUUCCAGUUUUUUGUUCUUUGUCUUCUCUUUCCCGAUGGCUCGAAAGAGCUCUUCUUUUGAGAGAAGACCCACCACCCCUCCUUUUUCCCCUCUCCUCUCUCCUCAAUCCUAACCCUAGAUCUCUCCCUCCCUCUCUCUCUCUCUCUCUCUCUGUGUGCUCCAUUCACGAUCAUCUUUCCUUCCAAUUACUCAUUCUUCCAUUAACAAUCCUUCAAAAUCACGAGAAAAAAACAUACACAAAUAUGUGUAUCAUCGAGGGUUUGCUUUGGGUUGAUUCAAUGGUGUAGGCUGGGGUUUUUACUCUACUCUAUUCUAUUCGAUUUGAUUUGAUUUGAUUUGAUUAUCUGCAUGUCUUUUUCUGGAGAUCUCGAACGAUGAUUUCGAAUCCCAGUUUGAUCUUCUACGCCUGUGUUUCCAAAGGAACUACGAUUCUCGCUGAAUUCAAUUCCCGCGAUGCCGAUCUCGCAACCCUAGCUUCCAAAUGCCUCGAGAAAGCCCCUCUCUUGCACGUCAAUUUCUCUCACACCGUUCGCAAGAAGACCUACACUUUCCUCAUGGACGAUCCUUUCGUCUACUUCUCAAUCUACGAUGAAUCUCUCGAGAAUUCAGAAGCUCUCUCCUUCCUCCACAGCGUCAAGAAAGCCUUCGACAAGAUCAUCAUCAGUGAGAACGUUCGGUCUAAGGAGAAUCUCAAUUCGCAUCAUUUUCAGGGAGAAUUCAAUCCGGUAUUCCACCAAUUGCUUGCUUCGCUGGCGACGGAGAUGAUGGAAGGUCCGCAAUCGCCGCUGGGGCACUUGAAGCACGGACGCAGUGGGAGUUUGGAUUCACCGAGGGGGAAGAGGAUUGGGUCGGUGCCUUUGCUUGGGGGUGAUUCGAGGAGCUUGAAGAAGAAGAAGAAAAAGUUGAGUAAUGAAGGCAAUGGUGAAUGCAAAGAUGGAUUGGUUGAAAACAAGGUCGAUUUUUCAAAAAAUGCCAAUGCCAUUGUUUUGAGCAGAGAUUUCUCGAUGUCGAUGCAGAAGGGGGGGAUGUCGAUGCAGAAGGGGGGAUUGUUUGGGGACGAUUCGGGGCAACAGCAGAAGGCGAAGAGGGUUUGGAAGAGGCAUGUUUGGGUGGUUUUGUCUCUGGAUUUGAUUGUGUGUUGCAUUUUGUUUGGGGUGUGGUUGUGGAUUUGCAGGGGAUUCAAAUGCAUUGAUGGUUGAAUACCUGAAUUGGGUCUGAAACUCUGUUGUUUGUUCUGGGUUUGAGUUUGGGGAAUUUCUCUGUAUAUUAUUAAUGUUUAACUAUCUAUCAUCAUCCACAACAGACACGAGUCUUAUACUAAAAAAUCUAUAUGAUUAUUGGACGAGCUAUAUAUUGAAUUGUUGUUCAGCUUCUACUGGUAAUAUCUGUAUUUUCUUUGUGAGAAAAAAUCAAAGUCUUUGUAUGAA
Camellia sinensis is the source of this 1449-nucleotide messenger RNA. Its product is annotated as SNARE-like superfamily protein. Gene Ontology annotation, cellular component: membrane. The record is from RefSeq and is a predicted model, not a curated record. NCBI's taxonomy places the organism in Eukaryota, Viridiplantae, Streptophyta, Magnoliopsida, Ericales, Theaceae.